AUGAUAUUCGAGAUUCUCAAAAAGUCCGUCGAGGGCGCGGCGGCUGCUCGUUUGGGUAGACUGGCCCUCCCUAAGAGGAAACCCAUCGAGACGCCGAAUUACAUCGCUACCGCCUCACGUGGUGUCAUUCCUCACAUCACUCCAGACAACCUCGCCAAGCAUGCUUCUUUCGGCGCAGCCUACAUGGCACUCGAGGACUUCAUCGAAAAGAAGAAGCCCGCGGCGCUGUCACUACCGUCUCCGGACAAGAGGCCGCUCCACAGCUUCACCUGCCUGCCAGAUAGCAUCGCCACGGUCCUCGCCGCGAGGCGGAACCCCGCCAUCAAGACCCCCGUCGGCAACGGCGCGAAGUUCAUCGCCAUCUUCACCUCCACCGGCUUCCGGAACCUCACCAUCGACGAGUACUUCUCCGCCGUCGAGACCCUCCGGCCCGACAUCGCCGUCGGCCCCGCCGACCUCUUCCACACGAGCUCCAUGCCGCCGUCUAAGAAACUCGUGCGCAUGGCCGAGCGCACCGAGGAGUGGACCGACGUCUUCCUGAACCCCAAGAGGCUCCAGGCCCUCCGCGCGGCCGGGGUCUCCGUCUUCGCGCCGGUCCUGGGAAUCCCGUAUCAGAUCCAGUGGGAGCACCUCAGCCACCUCGCUAAUGAUGUCGUCGAUUCGCUGUCGGGACUGGCCGUCUACGACGUCGAUUUGUUGCCCGAUAUCGAGGAGAACUACAAGCCUCUGGUGCCGCUGCCGCGGCUGUCCCUGCACAUACCCGAAACGCCGCAGGCUAUCCUCCGCCAGAUAUCCCUCGGAGUCGAUAUCUGCACCAUCCCUUUCCUCAACGCCAUAUCCGACGCCGGCGUGGCGCUGACAUUCACCUUCCCUCCGAAAGAGGGCGGAGUUCAGCCCCUGGGCGUAGACAUGUGGCUGCCGGAGCACGAGACUGCCCUCACGCCCCUGUCAGAAGGCUGCGGGUGUUACGCCUGCACGACGCACCACAGAGCCUUCGUCCACCACCUCCUCAACGCCAAGGAGAUGCUCGGCUGGACGCUGCUCCAGAUUCACAACCAGCAGGUCAUGUCUGACUUCUUUGCGGGUAUUCGGGCUGCUAUUCGGACGGGCCACGACGAGUUCGAGAGGGAAUCGGAGAGGUUCGCGGCGACGUACGAGGCGGAGCUGCCAAAGGGCACCGGGACGAGGCCGAGGGCGCGGGGAUACCACUUCAAGGGCGAGGCGAAUCCUAGCAAGAUUAACCCGUCCACGUGGCAGAACUUCAGCGAGGCCGGGUCUGAUGCCGGCGGUGACGCGGUUAUGCUCGAGGGUACAGCUGCGACAGGUGAGGGUAUCGAGACGCCCCUCGUGCCGGAGGAGGGCUCGUCUGAGCUUCAGGGGAAAGGCUUUGCUGAGAUCGCCGACGAGAAGUCAAGGCCUUAG
Colletotrichum karsti is the source of this 1422-nucleotide messenger RNA. RefSeq names its product tRNA-guanine transglycosylase family protein. Lineage: Eukaryota; Fungi; Ascomycota; Sordariomycetes; Glomerellales; Glomerellaceae. Gene Ontology annotation, molecular function: tRNA-guanosine(34) queuine transglycosylase activity. Bases 1 to 1422 code for a protein of 473 amino acids. The transcript has 2 exons. The record is from RefSeq and is a predicted model, not a curated record.